UUUUUACUGUUGAGGUGUAUUCCCCUACGAUUUUUUGAUGAUUUUUGAGUGAAAAUCGUGAAUUUAUUAACAUGUACGGAAGAAAGCAGCCUCCAGCGUAUCGGUCUACGCCGUCAGUGUACUCGCACUACACGGGAAAAUCAUCUACGAAUCUCCGUUCCACUAAAUCCGUCCGGUCUCUACGUCUACCGUGGUACCAAAAACCAAUAUUACAUGAUGCUGUUGUCUUAGAUUUGCAGAGAGGAUCCUUACUUAUUGGAUUUAUUUCUGUGUUCAUAGCACUGUUCACAUUUGCGCAGAGCAUCUUCGAUCUGUACUGCCUGGGUAUGGCCACUCCAGGUUCAGUACAUUACGGAUAUUACGUCAUCAGCUUCCAGUUUGUUUACGUUGGAAGCGCUCCAGUCCGCAACGUGCUGAUUGUGUUUGCGCUGUUUUCCUGGAUCGGUUCAGUUGCGGUCCUUAUCACCAGCAUCAUCCUUAUUGUGGCACUGCGGAAGGAGUACGAAAAGAAGAUAGUGCCAUGGUUGUACACGUUCGGUGUAUUCAUACUGUUCAGAUUCAUCGCCUUCAUUUUCGCAUCGAUCGUCAACGACAUGAUAUUCGCUUAUAACGUCUUCAUGUGUCUGUUCUGGAUAAUGUUCUGUGUGGUGGGUGCCUAUGGCUGGGUUCUUGUCUACAGUCUAUAUCUCGAGCUGUCUGAUCUUACCAAACUGGAGGAUUUGGCACAUUUGCGGAUGGGCACAAUGGCCUCCCUUAACGCGUCUCUCGCCGGCUCCCGCCCCACCACCCCUCAUAGCACGGUGUCAACAAUGCCCGCUUCACAAAUAUGACUUCAUGCGCCCCCACCCCCUCCUCGUUUAUCUCUAGAUGAGAUAACACCUCUUAACGAAGACGCUACCACAUCAGCUGAUACCACAUGUGAGUUGUCGCCUUUGUCUCCGGAAGACGCUUUUACACAGGCUGCUUUAGGCACGGAUAGUUUAGAAACACAAGUUUAAAGUUAUGUAAUUGUGCAUAUCGCAAAAAGGGAUUUGAACAU
Molecule: messenger RNA, 1039 nt
Organism: Hyposmocoma kahamanoa
Lineage: Eukaryota; Metazoa; Arthropoda; Insecta; Lepidoptera; Cosmopterigidae
Gene: pasi2
Exons: 7
Coding region: 72-830 (252 amino acids)
Source: RefSeq, a predicted model, not a curated record